AUGGAUAAAGACAGGAAGAAGGAGAAGCAGCCCGAGGGCGGCGCCGACGGGAACGGGAGCUACAGAUUCGAUUUCAAUCCGGCUCAGAGAGGCAAUACUACUGGAGUUCCGGAGGAUCCGACGUCGAAGCUCAUUGGGCAGUUCCUGCACAAGCAGCAGGCGUCGGGGGAGUUCUGUUUGGAUAUGGAUUUGGAGAUGGCGGAGCUUCAGAACGGGAACGACAACAACAACGACGGUCUGCAUCACCUCCGGCAUCUCGCUCCGGUUUCCGAGUCGCCCGUGUCGGUUCACCAGCGAGUCUCGUUCGAGUCGAGCGAGUCGAUUAGGAGGAGGCAGGCGAGCAGGUUCAAGGAGCCUCCAGGGAUUCAAUCGAACGCCGGGAGUCCUGCUGCUGGUGGUGAUGGAGGAGGAGGAGGGGAGCCAAUCGUCGUUUAA
Molecule: messenger RNA, 435 nt
Organism: Linum tenue
Lineage: Eukaryota; Viridiplantae; Streptophyta; Magnoliopsida; Malpighiales; Linaceae
Source: the annotation of a GenBank genome assembly